AUGCAACAGUUUCUGGGGGUGGAUGUCAAUCUCGACGACCCUCAAACCCGUGGAGACUUCCAUAAAAUCUACAACGCCGUCAUGUCUUUCGGUCAGAGCGGUUGCAAACUGGUGGGCGGAAAGUGGCAGCUCGGGAACUUCAGCACAUCGCUUUACCACCACCAGCUUAUUGGUGUGAGCUGGAUGCUGAGUCGUGAGUUUCACCCAGCUGCCCCGACAGGCGGAAUCCUCGCCGAUGAGAUGGGGCUGGGGAAGACGGUCCAGCUCCUAGCCUGCAUGUCUCAGAAUAUGCCCGGGAAGAAGUCUAAGGCAUCGAAGACUCUCAUCAUCACCCCCAAGAGGCUAAUAACGCAGUGGUGUGAUGAAAUCAACGCUCACUGCUCGCAUAGAAGAAUGAAGCGUGUUUAUAUUUAUGCUGCCAGUGCACCCAUGAUGAAAGUACAAUGGGAGGAGGCUGGCAUAGUCAUAACAAACUACAGCCAGCUCCAACGCCAGCUACCUUCCCCUGACGAGCUGGAAUACAUCGAGAAGCUAAAAAGUAAAGGAAACGCAAAGUGGAAAGGCCACUUGCGUCGAUAUAGCAGAGGCGUGCUAUUUCAAACUGACUGGCACCGUGUUGUCUUGGAGGAGGCCCAUGCGAUAAACAACAGGGCUAGUCAGAAGUUCUUCCCGUAUUUGGAUUUUAUUAGGUCCAAGUACAGCAAUUUCAGGGGUUACCAUGACGCCAUGGGUGAUAUCACGAAUGUGAGGCUCCUACCGCGUGGCAACCAUUGGUUGCCUAGCGCUGAUUGUGGAUGGGAUGAGCAGAGACAGAGACUGAGAGAGUUAUACCAAGAGAUAUCUCUGAGGAGGCGUGUCCAGGACAAAUUAAUAGGUCAGCCGAUACUCCAGAUCCCCGAGACCCGCCCAACGGAGCUCAUGAUGGUCGAAUUCUCUCCGACCGAAAGCGACUCAUACCAUCGCGCCAAUGAGAAGCUCCAUCAGCUCCGAGAGCAAGCGGGGAACCGCAAAGCCGGCGGCGGAUUCGUAACAAUCCCCAACGGCGAGCUGAGAAAGUGGUACAACUAUCUGAGGUGUUUUACCUCAUAUCCUGCCCUGGUCGAGCCGACAUACAUCAACCAACAGGCCCUACAGCCCCACGCGCCGGGAAUCACUGGCGUGGAAGAAAGUGCCGCUGGACAAGAGUCUCACUACUUCUGUAGGGCGUGCUGCAAUGCGCUGAUCGAGCCCCUGAUCGGAAAUUGCGGCCAUGCUUUUUGUAAGGCCUGCGUCAAAAAGUCUCAGAUAGGAUCGAAGCAGGGCCGUCAUUGUCUGAGCUGCGGCAAAGCUCCAGGCCCCGUCGUGUCCGAGGCUGCAAGGAAUACUACCGUCAUACUAAUGAUUACUUUGAGGAUUUGA
Messenger RNA from Chaetomium globosum CBS 148.51, 1398 nucleotides. RefSeq lists its product as uncharacterized. The coding region runs from base 1 to 1398 and encodes 465 amino acids. NCBI's taxonomy places the organism in Eukaryota, Fungi, Ascomycota, Sordariomycetes, Sordariales, Chaetomiaceae. The transcript is spliced from 5 exons. The record is from RefSeq and is a predicted model, not a curated record. Gene Ontology annotation, molecular function: ATP binding; ATP-dependent chromatin remodeler activity; metal ion binding.